GACGUCGGCGAAAUGAAAUCGACUGGUUGCACUUUUCCUCACAGAAUGGAAGAAGCCGUGGAGGUGAAACGGACUAAACUCGCCUGACUUGGUCGGAUAAUUAACUUGUUUUACUUUUUUUUCCUGAGUAUUGGAGAACCGUUGCAACGAAACCAGCCUCUGUGCAGAUGCAGUAACCUGCCCUGCCUCCUUUAAGGUCUGCUCAUCUCAAAGUGCCCCCGCAUGGACGAUGAGGAGGAUGAUGUGUUUGAGCCAGACCCCCACUGCUGGCGCACCACAUUCCAGGAGAUAAAGUGUGAAGACCGGGGCACGCAGACACCUGGCCCGGCCCUGGCACCCGACAACGGCAUGCUGCCCUGGGGAGUCGCAGAGGAGCCAAGACCACUCUUCUACGGCAACGCAGGCUUUCGAUUGCACUUCCCGGCAAACUUUGAGCUUGUUGGGGAUCAGGAUCAGGAAGGGAGGCGACGAGAAAGUGAACAGCAGCACAGCAGGAUGGAGCUACCGCAGCAGCAACCUGCAUCCCGCAGCUUGGAGGCCUGCAUUGGGCAGAAACUUCAGCAGAUAGGAGACCAGUUUCACAGGGAACAUCUACAACUGUAUCAUCGAAACCAAAGGAACCAGUGGCCUCUGUGGUGGCGUCUGGGUGCAGCUCUGCUCAGCCUUCUCUUUGACAGGGGCUUCAUCGCUGGAGGAGGUGGAGCGGGACAGAGGUGAGGGGUCUCCUCCUCAAAUCCCUUGUUCUUCAUAUCGCUGAAGAACUGGACUCCACUAAUGGCACUGUCAAAUAUAACACGGGUCUGAUUUUGUCAGAGGAGGGGUUGAAAGGAAGCAGACUUAAAGUCGCCGCUGGACGGAGACAACCAACUUUUCUACAAGGUUGUGCGUUUUUUUCUUUUUUCCAAGAAGAUGCCAUGAUUCUCCGAGAUCCCUCUAAAGGACAAUGUUCAUAUUUUGGUAUAUGUGUGGUGAAGUAGUUUUGUACAGUACAUUGGUAAGUUUUUUGCACUUCAACACGUAUCCAUCUUUACUGACCUCCACAGACCCUGGGAAUGCCUUAUUCAGUGUCUUCUGCCAGAAAGAGUAUUGAGAAAUUUUGACAGGCUAGAUGAGAUAUGAGGAGAUGAAAGGAAAUGUGGUGUGAGGUUUUUCUUUUCUGAAGUUUCCCAGCUGAGCAGACUAGUCGAUUCCCAAAGAGGCAACUUCACAGAACAAAGCAAUUUGCACCACACCUCAAUGAAAAAUUCCUUAUCUUCUUUGUUUUGAUGUUGUUUUCUUACAACUCCAUGUUCCUGGUGUGAUAUUACGUUUGAACAAUCCCUCAGUAUUCUCUCUACAUCGAAAAGGAAGCAAAUCUUGACUUUCAAUUUAAAUAUCUUUUUGGACAUGCUAAAAUACUUUAAAUCCACUUUUCUUCAGCCCUUUCUCAAACAUACAAGCAUCUGAUAGCUCAGUAAGUUUGCAGAGCUGAUCAAACAAGCUGACUACAGGAUAAAAUGAAAGCACAGCAUUGAAUUAGAUUGCAUUCAAACACUAGUUGAUGCAGUUAUUAAAAGUAAUGAGGAAUUAGGAAAUUGUAGUAAAACAUAUAGCUGUUUAGAGCUAAUAUUUAAUGAAGCAUAAAGUUUUAUUCUUGAUUCAGUACCAGAUGUUUGACAGCUGUCUGGGAUGUAACACACUAAAGAAAAGGGGUGAAAGAUGCAUAAAAAGAUAUUUAAGUUCAAGUUUUGUGUUGCUAACUUUUGCACUUAGCAUUACAACUUUGCUAAAUGUGGAUAAAUAUCCUCAACUCAACAAAAGUAUUUAAGUGUACCAUAACAAUACACUGAAAAUGUGCCCAAAUUAAUCCUCCAGCUCCUCCUCUCCCCUGUGUUUUUCGACGUGUUCGUUUUCAUGUGAUUGUUUUCAGACCUCCAUGCCCUUAAAGUGGAACUGUGGAUCCACUGUUUUUGCACUAGACCUCCACCCUUCAAGAGUUCAGAUUGUUAACAAGUAAACCUCUGUAUUAGUUGAAGGUUUUAUCAGUUAUUUGUUGUUUUCUUGCCAUUACAUUUCAGACGGAUUCACUGUCAUCUCCAAGACAAACAGUCAGUGAAGAGACCUGACAGAUGCAGUUUUGUAUGGAAGCCCUAAGAGGACAUGCAUCCAUAGAUUUAGGUUAACUCAGAUUUCUGUGACAACAGGUACAUUUCUUGAGAUCUUGACAGUAUAUGUUGUUUAGUCACGAUAACUCCGUUUUGCCAUUUUACAUGACGAUGAUGAUAAAGGUGGCAUUUUUAAAACUUUCCAUUUUCAGGCACCCAAAACGCCCAUAAAGUUGCUCAUUUUAAUGUAGCCUAAGUCACAUCCUGAGAAAUUAACUAGAUAUAACUCAUUAGGGACAACAGAGUUAAAAUGAUGAUAAUAUGCACAGUAUUAUUGGCAGUAUAUCGGUAUUAGCAGAUAGUGGCUUAAAAAGUUCAAUUUCCUCCAAAAUUUACAGCCAAUAUAUUGAUUUAUAUUUUGGCAGUAUAUAUUAUAUCUUUGCCUUAAACAUCGGCAAAAAUAUACCACUGUAUCAUUAGGUGUUGUUGGUUGCUUAGGUGCUUGGGCACCACACAACAGAAAUCCACCUGCGCCUGAAAUGUAUUGAUGCAUGUCUGCUAUGGGCUUCCAUAGUUUGGAGUCAUGAUUGAAUAAUUGGUUUUGAAAACUUCUAUAUACCACUGUUUCAGGAUACAACAGAGAUACAACAAACACUCGACAAACUGCAUAAUCAAUCUGUGAAAGAGGUUUCCUCAGGCUACUUAUAAGGAGUUGUUAAAUCAUUUUUGUUCUGCUGGGUUAUCCUUUAUCACCUUUGGUGCUUAGCUCCACAUUUGGGAUAUUUUUAAUGGAUAUGAUCACCACUGACUCAGCAGAUAAACGCAGAGACAGAAUUGAAAGAGACUGUAACUAUUGUUGAAAUAUGAAUAUGUGUAAAGACACUGUUGAAGAUGCUGUUUGUUAUACUGAACCCAGGCCAACCUUCUCACCCACAGAGUAGAACAUAUCAGGGGUCUGUAAUUACAUGUGUCAAGUUUCUCACUGCAUAAUUAGGGUUUCCUCUCAUUGUCUUCAAGAUGUCUCAGGGACAGACUUUGUGGGCUACUGCUAACCUUGAGAAUCUGUUACAUGUUUGGAAGAAGAGCAGUGUUUCACCCAUUUAUUUAUACCCAAACCUCAGGAGGUAUUUGUCGAGUCUUUUUCACUUUAAAAUUCCACUUUUUUUUUUUCAGCACACACGUAGAGGUACCGUUUGACUGAGGAGGAGUGUGAGGUCGCCGUGCUGUCUGUGGUGUUGACGGGGGACUACUGAGUGUGUAGAAGUAGGCAUGUGAGGUGCACUGAAUGUGGUUGUGGUUAAGAGUUUCCUGCGGAUCGUGAACGCUGAGCCAGUCCCUGUAGCUUCCCUGUCUCACCAUCGGCUCAUGGCUUCCUCUUUGUGCUGCUCCUUAAACACGUGGGUUUUGAUAUUGUUCAUCGGUUCACCCUUUUUUCUUUGUAAUUUAUUUUUUACCUUCUUAUUUAUUUUUUUUGUACAUUUCUUGCCCAUUUCUACUGUAUACGUGUGUGCAAUUACUUCUUGAGUUCCAUUUUAUUUGCUCUUGGACUUUUAUGUUCUUCAGUUGUUUGACUUGUGCAGCAGGUUGGACUGCAUUGUACCUGAAUUUAUUUCAUUAUACUCAACUCAUGAUUCUGUCAGAGAAACACUCAUCAGGUGUAGAAAAAUGUUGACUUGCCUUUUUUUUAAUCAAGAACAGAUGAUUUUUUUUUAACUGUGUUUUAAAUGGAUUUCAAUAGUUGCAUGCUUGCACAAUGCAGUUACACUUCCAUAUGGUCAUAGUUUCUCUCUGCAAACUUGCAGCUGUUGAAGGACAUGAUACACUGCAAUAACUCACUAAGUGUAAUUCUCUAAUUUCAAUUCAAAACACUCAUUACAUUAUUAGUCACAUUUGCCUUCUCAUUUCAAGAGAUAUGAAGCAUAAAAUAAGACUUGAGUUGCUCAUAAUAAGUUAGGGCAGUAUGCAUGGUGUUUUACAUACUGUUAAAUUUGGAUCUCUUGGUUGUCGGCACUAGAAUUACAAGUCAGUUACACUAAUUCAAAAUGUAUUUUUAAAAUCAUUUUGGGCCCAUAAUCCCAGUCAAACAGGUAAUCUGAACUGCAAAGCAGCUGCCCACUUUUAGUAGCUGUUCUUAUUGACUACUGCCUUGUUGCCUAAGCACUCUAUAACCAGAUGUAAACAUCUGUGAACUGAUAGCAUCGAUAGCAUCUCAUAGGAAUAAUGCUGUUUAGCUUUAUAUAGAUCUAGAAAUCAGGGAUACAGUUGUAUAGAGGCUGUUUCAAGUUAUACUUGCAUUGGACAGCACCGAGUGGUGAUAUUCAACUCAGGAACCCUUAAAAGACCACUGAAGGCUGGCAGGGCUAGCACUGCUUAUGUUAGCCACAUUCUGCAGACCAGCUUUGCAACAUUACUGUUUGAAGUUGGUUUACAGAAUGUGCUGACUUUAGACUAGUUGGAUAAGCACAUUUAAAUUUGCUGUAAUCAGAUGUGAAAUUAUUAAUCUAUGUGUCCUAGUUUUGAAAUGAUAUGUCUAUAUAUUAGUACAUAUUAUCUUCUAGUCUCACAGCAAAAUUAUCUGGAUGCACUGGCUGAUAUUUUUACUUCUUAUGAGCAAUUCAGGUUUUUGGUUGUCACAUCUUAAAAUAAGCUUAUAAAUUUAGCUUAUGAUAAGUGUAAUGAUAGAUUUUUGACUUGAAAUUGGGCAGAGUCACUCAUUCCAACAUAAGUCUUCAGUAAACACUGCUUAAACUUCAAGUUUCAACUUUUCAGCCAACUGUUUAUUUCUUUAAAAGUGGAUUUUGAGAACCUACAAGGUUGUUAUUAAUUUUUUUUUCAUCAGCCAUCAUGGGUACAUCCACUGGACAUGCUUUACAAAAGCAGCAGUUUGGAUGAACCUUUAAACAGGAUAUGAACUUGCCUUUCAUUCAAGUCAUCCCACCUGUUGCUUUUAUGUACAUCACAGAUGCCUUCAUUUUCUCCUCACGCCACAGUUUGUGUUCCUUUUUUAAUCUUGAUCGUUGUGUUGUAAUCAAUAUGCACUGGAAAGUACUUUGUUUCUGUCGAUCCCAUGGGUCCCUUAUCUGUUGUGUUUCCAUGUACAGUAUAUACUCUGGAUAGUUCUUCAGUGUCAGACGUAUAUCUGUGCGUCAACCAAGCGGGCUCACACUGACGGCAUGUUUGAUUUAUUGAAAGGGAAAUGAGCCGCCGCCGUGCCCUGCGUCGUUUUAUUAGAAUGAGGUUCCCAAGGAUCCCUCGGGUGGGAUAUGUAUUUUAUGGAAACCGUCAGUGUCUUGAAUUUUUGUAGUCCACUUUAUAUAAAUUUGAAGUUUUUUGAAGAAGGUUUUUUUGAUUUUACAUUUUUUUAACAAUGACAUGUCUUUGUCAUGGUUUUUCUGAACUUUUUCAAAUGUAUUUUCUUAAGACAAAGGGGUCUGCUUUUAUAAGGACAGUUCAUGCCUGUAAAAUAAUUUUGAGUAUGAGUAGGAUCCUUUUUUGAAGUCCAUGAGAUUGGGGCAUUUUUAAAAAGAAAAUGAACUUACAACAUUCCUUGCACAUCUCAUCAUGGUGUAUAAACCAAGCAGACCAAACUCAAUCAUGGUUCUGGUUCAUUCAUUGAAAUGAAAUAUUUGCCCUUUUUACACAGAACAGAUAAAAUGUACAUGUGUUUGUAAAACCCUGGAAUAUGCCUUUAACUGCUCAGUUUCAGCAAAGUCUUGAUUAUCACACACUCUCUGUAUACCAAGAAAUGAGACCCAGCGAAAAUGUAGCAUUUUUGUAAACAUUGACUGUGUGUUUUCGAGACUCUACUGUGCACUCAUGUUUUUGUGUUUAUAUAUAUUUUUCUGGUUGUUGAUAUAAUAUGGAAGUAAAGACAAUUUGUUAUGUAGUGCAAUAUGCUGUACAUACAGAGCUUUGCUCUACAAAUCUUUUCUGGAUUUUCUUGUUGUUUAUUGGUACUUUUUUCAAUAAAAGUUUUA
Molecule: messenger RNA, 6061 nt
Organism: Cheilinus undulatus (humphead wrasse)
Lineage: Eukaryota; Metazoa; Chordata; Actinopteri; Labriformes; Labridae
Product: bcl-2-modifying factor-like
Exons: 4
Coding region: 223-717 (164 amino acids)
Biological process (GO): positive regulation of apoptotic process; apoptotic process; negative regulation of autophagy
Cellular component (GO): myosin complex
Source: RefSeq, a predicted model, not a curated record